AUGUCGAGUAAGCUUAUCCAUCCACCAUCAAUGGCAGCUUCACGAGGAGUCAUCUCAACAAGAACAGGAAACGCAAAGGUGUUACUCUCCUUCAGCAAUCUUACUCGGAAAACAGUGAGUUUUAGCGACAACUCAAUUCGUCUCAGACCCAUGUUCGUCGGAAAUGUCAAAGAACAGAGCUCUGCUUCCGCUACAAACGAAGAAGAAGAAGAAGAAACCACAGUUUCCCAGAUUAAAAAUGAGCUCUACGAAGCUCUAAAAGGGAUCAAUAGAGGUAUUUUCGGAGUCAAAUCGGAUAAGAAAACAGAGAUCGAGAGUUUGGUGAAGCUUUUGGAAUGUCGGAAUCCGACGCCGGAGCCGACGGAAGAGCUAGACAAGAUCGGAGGUUGCUGGAAACUUAUUUACAGCACAAUCACUGUAUUAGGCUCUAAACGAACCAAAUUGGGUCUUCGAGACUUCGUCUCUCUCGGAGAUCUUCUUCAACAGAUCGACAUUGCUCAGGGCAAAACGGUCCAUGUGUUGAAAUUCGAUGUCCGUGGACUGAAUCUACUCGACGGCGAGUUCAGAAUCGUCGCUUCUUUCAAGAUCAUAUCCAAAACGAGUGUUGAGAUAACUUAUGAAAGCUCAACAAUCAUGCCAGACCAGUUGAUGAACAUUUUCAGGAAGAACAUGAAUCUUCUUCUGGGGAUCUUCAACCCGGAGGGGCUAUUUGAGAUUUCAUAUUUAGACGAAGAUUUGCAAGUAGGAAGAGAUGGGAAAGGUAAUGUAUUUGUAUUGGAGAGAAGAGAGAUACCCUGA
Messenger RNA from Microthlaspi erraticum, 798 nucleotides. The record is from the annotation of a GenBank genome assembly. Lineage: Eukaryota; Viridiplantae; Streptophyta; Magnoliopsida; Brassicales; Brassicaceae.